Messenger RNA from Eutrema salsugineum, 2490 nucleotides. RefSeq names its product filament-like plant protein 7. The record is from RefSeq and is a predicted model, not a curated record. Lineage: Eukaryota; Viridiplantae; Streptophyta; Magnoliopsida; Brassicales; Brassicaceae. The coding region runs from base 158 to 2314 and encodes 718 amino acids. The transcript has 5 exons.
CCACAUUGUCACUCCAUGCCUCUCUCCCACUUUUACUUGUAAAGAAUUAUCUCCCUUCUUCUUUCAUCUUCUUCUUCUUUUGUUGUUGCAGAGAUUAGUCCGAAACUUGUUAAUGCUGGGAACUACAUAAGACUAUAAGAGAAUCUUACAGAAAAAAAUGGAUGCAAACCAAUGGCGAUCGAAGAAGAAGGUAGAAUCUGCAGCAGAAACACUCCAAGUUCCUUCUAGAAGAAUCAUCAGAGGACAGGCACGUACGGUUCCUCCACCAAAUGGAAUUAGACCCGAGAGAGCUCGAAAAAGUCUAAACGAGAAGCUUGAUACUGUAGCCUUAAACUCUGCUAAGAAAGAUCCUCGUGUGACUCUUAACGGUGAAAAAGGUGUAGCAGAUGAGAUUUUCCUGAGAGAUGAAGAAAUGAGUCUUGAAUUUGGGUUGAGGAAUGGAGAUUCAUCGCCUUUUUCUGGUGUAUCUGAUAAGCUUCUGCAGCGAAUCGAGCUUCUUGGGAGAGAUCACGAGGCAAAGAGACUCGGUAACCACAAUUUCAGGUCAACUGAAACUAAGAAAGAGAGCCAAGAAGAAUCUGCAAACGAUGAUUUUGAGAUGAGGAGAAAAAUUCAUACUUUAGCCGCUGAAAACACUCAGCUUAAGAAGGCUCUUGUGGCGAAAGAAGAGCUCGCUGUAAGCUUACAAGAGCGUAAAUUUCAGGUGGAGUCAGAGUUCGAAGCGUUAAUGAAUAGAUUAGAUUCGACAGAGAAAGAAAACGCGUUCUUGAGAUAUGAGUAUACUGUUCUUGAGAAGGAUCUUGAGGUAAAAACAGAGGAAACAGAGUAUACUCGCAAGUCUAUGGAGCUAACUCAUAAACAACAACUAAGAAACGUGAACAAGAUUGUGGAGCUUGAAGCUGAAUGCCAAAGGUUAAGACUUUUGUUUCGAAAGAAGUUCCCGGAGAGGUCUAUAUCGAUGAGGAAUGAAGGUGAAGAAAGGAAGAUGGAGAUGAAAAGAAGAAGCGCGAACAAGAGUGACUUGAUGAUGCGAGAUGAAGUUCAGAGCCGGAAGCUUAAGUAUGAUCUUUUGAUGGAGCAAAUUGGGAAUGUUAGGGCAGAAAACAAGAAUCUUAUGGACAUAAUCAUGAGGAAAAACAUGGAGAUCAAAGAUCUUAGCAGAGGGCAGAAACCGUUAGAGGUCUCAGGUUUCGAUAUUAGAAGUGAAAACAGCGUGAUUAGUCCCUCUGGUUCGAAGGAGAUGAAGUUUCUGAUGGAUGAUUUUAAUGAGAUGGAGAAGUUAGCCAUUGUUUGUUCUGAGAAAGAUACAAGAGAGGAUGAUGAAAAGGAAGGAUCUUUCGAUUGGAUUCAAGUUGUUUUGAGCGCUAUAUCAAAGCAAGAGAGGAUAUCAAAACGCGGUGUCAAAGAACUAUUACAAGACAUCAAGAUUGCUUUAGGAUGUAUGGAUGAUGAUGCAGAGACCAAUAAAGAUGAAGAAGAUCCUCUCUGCAUCACAUGGAAAUCUCCAGUGGAAUCAGGUCCAAUGACAAAGGAUGAGAUCAAGAGACAUUUGGGUCUAACAACAGCAGAUAAGGUUGUGAAAAUUGAAAGCGAUGAGAGGCAAGAACUGAGAGAUAGGCUUGAGGAAUCAGAGGAGAAGAUCAGAAACUUAGAGCUAGAGAUCAAAGCGUUGAGAGAGGGUAAGGAGAAGGUAGAGGCUGAGAUUGAAACAGAAAAGUCGAUGAAAGAAGAUCUUGAUACAAAGCUGAACAUAACCAAAGCUAAGCUCAACGAGACACAGAAGAAGUUGUCAUCUCUUGAAGUAGAAAUUGAUUACAGAAAGAGCUGUUGUGAAGAGCUUGAAGGAACUUGCAUCGAGCUUCAGCUUCAGUUAGAAAGUGUUGAAACGAAGAACUCGAUGCAGAGAAACAAAAACGGAUGGGAUACAGAAGCAGCUUCUGUGAAGUUAUCAGAGUGUCAAGAAACGAUUACCAAUUUACGGAAGCAACUAAGAGCGUUAUCUACAACAGAAACAUGCAGCAAAGUGAAGUUUCUACACAAAAGAUCUUCACUCCGGGACAAUAUACAAGAUUCAACGGCAAAAGAGUCAUCCAACAAAGCAGAGGAUGAUAACAAGAGAGAUACUCAUGGUGAUGAUGAAGAUGAUGAUGAUGGUAAAAAUUACAAUGCAUUGAUCGUGUAUGAACCAGUGAAGGCAAAAGGUGAGAAGAUGGAGAUGGUUCCAAGAAAGAAGCAAGGAUUAGGGUUCUUGAAGAAAUUGUUGUUCAGGAGGAAAAGAGUAAGCAGCAAGAAAUUUCUUGCCUUGACUAUAUGAUGGAUACAAAAAAACGAAGAUAAAAGUUUUUAUACUAAGGGUUUUUGUUUGUUUGUGUGGUAUGUUAUUGAGUGAACAGCGAACUGAUUGUGUGUAAUGUAUGUUUGUGUCUAUGAGAUGUAAUGGGGUUUAGACUAUUUGCUGAUUUAAUAUAAUAAAACGGAAUGUCUUCAAUC